Molecule: messenger RNA, 4485 nt
Organism: Acanthochromis polyacanthus (spiny chromis)
Lineage: Eukaryota; Metazoa; Chordata; Actinopteri; Pomacentridae
Gene: ugt5g1
Product: UDP glucuronosyltransferase 5 family, polypeptide G1
Exons: 2
Coding region: 1824-3419 (531 amino acids)
Molecular function (GO): UDP-glycosyltransferase activity
Source: RefSeq, a predicted model, not a curated record
AACAUAACUCAGCCUUAUUGAGGGCUCAGUGUGCUUCUGAGGGAAAAACAUCAGAAAAUUAUUAGGAAAUUAUGGUAUGAAGUUUCUUUAUAGCAUUUUUAGCUUUGAAAUGAUGAUGAAAAUAUUAUUCAGUCGCACUUGGGCACUUCAGCUUAUCUAGUUUCGAUAUCAGCAUUCAUUUGCUUCAUUUGUUUUAAUGCUGCAAUGUUCAUUUUCUUGAGACUUAGACCAAAGUUGUCAGGUGGGGCCUCUGUGGAUGGCACUUGUUUUUCCAACACGUCCUGCAAAUGUUCGAUCAGACUGAGAUCUGGCGAUUUUAGAAGUUAAGUCAACACCUUGAACUCUUGGUCAUGUUCCUCAAACCAUUCCGAAACUAUUCUCGCAGAAAAGACAUUCAUUCUGCCCAACACUCAUAAAACCUUACACAGGUGACUAUUUGAUGCUAUUAGAGCUCAUUAUUAAUGUGAAUUUUGGACUUAAAUAUGAAUAAAAAUCCCUCAAUGACAUUUGACACUUAUAAACCAAAAAGUGCAUGCUGUUGUAUAGUCAUCAAUUUUUCCUACAAACAUUCUUAAAAUAAGCUAGUAAGAUUGUUUUAUUGUACUAGUAGAAACAGUUUUCUCUUGUUAGAUGUGCUGCUGAUUCAUCCAGUUAACUCUAAUUCCACUUUUGUUUGAAAACGUUGAGUUGUGUAGGAUCUUGUGGAGAGAAUGCACUGAUUUGCCUGUAGAUGAAGUCCUUGUGUCUGAUUGGCUGUUUGUGCUCUGACAUAUGACUGAUCAUGUGAUCACCUAACCGCAGCUCUUACAGUUUCUGCUACACGUCACUGUAAGUAGAAUUUACAAGCUUAAACGUGUGAUUUAUUCUUGCCUUUUACCAAGACUGCAUUUUUGAGGUUUAUUCUUAUAACUAACAAUAAAUCCAGGCCCUGAUCUGCACACUAAAACAGCCAAGUGUUGUCUCCAUCCGAAUGUUUAUGGAUUCUUUGUAAAGUCUUCUGAACCACCAGCUGCAUGUCUGUUGUUGGCGAGCUGAGUCUUGUUCUCUGGCUCAGGUUUAUAUAACUCCACAGAGGCAGAGCAGAGCAGGGGAAGGCUGUGGUUCGCUGAUAUGACUGUUGAGCAGUGACUCGUGCUGUUAUUGUAAUCGCCAAUGCUCACGUUAUUCACCCUCUGUUGUGUGCCUCGCUGCUUCCUCCUUUCCUCGUUCCCUGCCGCUCCCAUCUCACAAUCUCUAACUGUUUGGAAUUGUUCUCCUGCUCAACCUGAAGUUUUCACAUCAGUAGCAUGAAAUGCAUUUUUUUUUAUUCUAGUUUCUCUAUCUCAAGAUUCUGAAUGUGAAGCCUGUACAGGAAACUAACUCGUGAGCACUUGAAUGCACAAGGAAACGAGUAGCACUGUUGAGGCAAACAGGAGACAGACUGAUGAGCAACAUGCAAAAAACACACACUGAUUGUGCCAAAAACUGUAAUUCAGCACUCGUGUAUACAUCUUACUUGAUCUUGCAUAAAUUCUAUCAACUGAGGGCGAAUGCGGUUGCAAAAACAGAAAAAGACAAAAUUAUGAGAAAUGCAAAAAUGUAAUCUAACUUAAACCUUGACUAAUAUGUAGCCUAUCUAAACUGAUAUUACCUCAAUCCACUUUAACCUUUACUCUCACAUGGCUCCUACCUUUGUGAGUUCUGGCAGUCUGCAGACUGAACUUUGACCAGUGGAUGUAAAAGUUACAGUGUGCAAACUGAUAUGGAAUAGUAUCCACGCUUACUCAUUCACUACCUGGAGCUCAAGCCGAACCGGUGUGUUUUCAUAUUACAAGAAGGAGGAAAUGUCCGCCAUUUCCAGUUUCAUUUCUAUAAGCCUGACAGUGCUUUGCUUGCUGGUGCUCAGUCUCACAAUCUGUAGUGGCAGCAAGAUUCUAGUAGUGCCUGUUGAUGGCAGCCACUGGAUCAACAUGGAGGUCAUCCUCCAAGAGCUACACUCCAGGGGCCACGACAUCACAGUACUACGCUCUGCAAAGAGCUGGUACAUCCCCAGUAACUCUUCCAUUUAUACUUCCAUUGAUGUGCUGAUGCUGGAGGAUGAGACCGACAUUACAUACUACAACAAAAUGCUGCUCGAUGUUAUAGAGUGUCGCAAGUACCCCACAUUCAUAAGCACCUUCUGCCAACAGCACUUGAUAACCUCCUUGCUUGACAAAGGCCAUGAUGUCCUGGCCAGAGCAGCUGCUUCAAUGUUAGAUGACCCAGUUUUUAUGAAGAAGUUACAGGAUGCUAAGUUUGAUUUAAUGCUAACAGACCCUGCUUUGACUAUAGGGGUUCUGCUUGGUCAGUACCUCAAGCUGCCAAUGGUUUUCAAUGUGCGCUGGAUUAAUUCUGGAGAAGGCCAUUUAACUAUAGCCCCCUCUCCUGUCUCCUACGUCCCUGUGUCAGGAAGUGAACUUCAUGAUCAGAUGGAUUUUAAGGAAAGAGUCAUGAAUAUGUUACAUUUUCUCCGUAGUGUUGUAGAGCAAUACUUCAUCAUCAACCCUCCCUACUCAGAUCUGCUUCAGCGGCACUUCCCACCUGGAACUGACUUGGUGUCUUUGCAGCAUGGAGCUGAUAUCUGGCUGCUGAGGGCAGAUUUUGUCUUUGAGUUCCCUCGGCCCACUAUGCCUAACGUGGUGUAUAUAGGAGGGUUCCAGUGCAAAGAGGCCAAACCCCUCCCUGCUGAUCUGGAAGCAUUCAUGCAGAGCUCUGGCGAGCAUGGGGUGGUGGUCAUGUCUCUGGGGACGAUUGUGUCAGCCCUGUCACGAGAAGUCACAGAGGCCAUCGCUGCUGCUUUCGCUCAACUCCCUCAGAAGGUGAUUUGGCGAUUUGUGGGUGAAAAACCUUCAUUUGUGGGAAACAACACCCUGCUGGUGAAGUGGUUACCUCAGAAGGACCUCCUGGGACACCCCAAGACUCGUGCCUUUGUAGCUCAUGGAGGCACCAAUGGCAUGUAUGAGGCCAUCUACCACGGCGUUCCUGUUGUGGGCCUUCCUCUCCUCUUUGAUCAGUUCGACAACCUGCUCCGACUGAAGGUGCGCGGUGCAGCUCGGGUGGUGGAGGCCAGAUCACUGACCAAAGAGAGCUUCCUGGAGGCUCUGACGGACGUCAUUGAGACUCCGUCUUACCGUGAAAACAUACGACGUCUCUCCAAACUACACCGCGACAAGCCCAUGUCUCCUAUGGACACGGCCAUCUUUUGGAUUGAGUAUGUCAUCAGAAACAAAGGAGCAGCCCAUCUGAAGUCUGCAGGUUCCAAUUUGCCUUGGUAUUCCUACUUCUGUCUGGAUGUGGCUGCUUUUAUUGUGGCCAUGACUGGAACCUUCAUCUGGGCUAUAUUCUUUACGUGUAGGAUUCUCUGCUGUCGGAGAUCCAGAAGAAAGACGAAAGCAGAGUAACUGAUCCAAACAUAACUCAGCCUUAUUGAGUGCUCAGUGUGCUUCUGAGCAAAAAUCCACUGAAGCAUUCACAAGCAAAAGGUACUUAUCAGAGAUUAAUACUAAUUUACAGUCACUACUGCCUCAUGCCAGGACUUUUCCUGGAACAUAACAGUGUCCAUGUGUAAAUUCUUGUGAAAUUUUAAUUAAGAAAUAAACAAUGAGACAACAGAAAUGCUUUUGCUCAAAAUGAAGAAGACAUAGCUAGAAGUGAGUAUUUGCCGUAACCCCAGGAUCUGUCAGUUCUGUAAGGUAUACUUUCAUUUGUCUAAAUGCUUCAUGUUUUGAUUCUAAAUAACUGUCUUCAAAUUUUAAACAUGCCCAACUUUUGACUUUUUUCGUGGUGGGACAAUUUAGCAAUGAGACUACCAGUAUUUGCAGAACUCUGUAUUGUGUCAGUGUUCCCUGAUGGAGUAAUAAUACCCAAGUAGCUUAAAUGCAUGGGGUCAGUGCAGGUAAAGCUUAGAUGGCAGUGACUUCAUCUCCAUCUUUCUAUGUGCAUACAAUUUGCACAAAUCACUACAUGACAAGAUUAAAUUCUGAUUGUAACAGAGAACUUCCUGCAGUCUGCAGCAGGAACAACUUAUCAUGCUGCCUCUGUUCUGGGACCUUUUCCAGGGACACUUCCCCUGUAGCUGAUUUGCUGUCUAAGCAGCAUACAGCUGAUAGCAAUCUCAUGCCCAGCAACGACUCCGUUGGACCAUAAAGACCUUUAUACAGAGCUCUGUAGUGGUAGUUGAGUCACAGGGGAGUUUAUAAUUUGUUAAUAACUCUCUUGGAUUAUUUAAUAAAUCAGAGAUUUCUGACAUUUAAAGGAAACUAAGUAAAUGAUUAGACCCUCCUCCCUUUGAAACCAUGUGGUAAAAAUACUGACUAACACCUAUUGUCUCAAUAUACCCAUUCUUCACUCAAACAAUUUCAAUUGUGUAAGAUUUUUUCCUCUCUGUGGUGCCUGAGAAAAAUUCACCGUGGUUAAAUUUAACAUGUCUACAAACGUGGUUAAUUAAAUCCAUUUUGUGAAGGAAAA